Molecule: messenger RNA, 1995 nt
Organism: Phymastichus coffea
Lineage: Eukaryota; Metazoa; Arthropoda; Insecta; Hymenoptera; Eulophidae
Exons: 1
Coding region: 1-1995 (664 amino acids)
Biological process (GO): DNA integration
Molecular function (GO): nucleic acid binding
Source: RefSeq, a predicted model, not a curated record
AUGAUUCCACGGCUGGAAUUGCAAGCUGCGGUGCUCGGUACGCGUUUGGCCACGAUGUUGGCCAAAGAAUUUGAUAUUAAAAUAGAUCAACGAGUAUUUUGGUCAGAUUCCACUACCGUGCUGCAUUGGAUAAGGACAGGGCCACGAACGAAACAGAUUUUCGUGGGAAAUCGUUUAGGCGAGAUAAACGCGGUUACGCGCGCGUCGGAAUGGCGUUGGGUCCCAACAAGCCUAAAUAUUGCAGACGAUAGCACGCGACAGUCAAGUAAAGCAAUGCGAUCAGACGAUCGCUGGCUUACAGGCCCUGCCUUUCUUCGGGAGCCACCAACUUCGUGGCCGGCAUCAAAAGAAAUGAGUGAAAUAGAAAAGCAAGAGGCUGAUAAACUAGAAGCACGAAAAGAAUUUAUAGGAACGCAGUUCAUCGAUAACUCAAACAUGUGGGAAGUUAGCGUCAGACUUAGAGUUUUAGGGUGGAACAGAAUCGUAAGAGUAGCCGUGCAAGUGAGAAACGUAUUUAACACCCAGUAUAUAAAAACGCGAAACAAGAAAAAUAAAUCUAUAUUCUCAAAACAAGCAAAUAUCGCGGAAAUCGAAACGACCGUACAAAAAACGAUCAUGACUGAGAACUUUUGGUAUCGGAUAAUUCAAAGCGCGUACCUUUCGAGCGAGCUUGAAGCUCUUAAGAAAGGGCAAGAUGUAGCUAAAGGGAGCAAAUUAAUUGGACUUAGACCAUUCAUCGACGACCAAGGCCUAAUUCGUGCGAGAGGACGCGUCAUGCGUAUAUGGAACCGUCAAGAAAGAACGACGUCACUAGGAAUAGAAAAAUUCGAAAAUCAGCCCGUAAUCCUGGACGCGAAUCACUACGCCACUAAAUUAUUAAUUGAGGCGUAUCACAAACGUUCUUUUCAUGCGAAUAAUGAGACGGUAAUCAAUGAGAUCCGACAAGAAUUUUAUAUUAUUGGACUGCGAGCGAGACUGAGAUGGUUAAGUAAACGCUGCAUCAUUUGCAGAUUGAGACGCGCUAAACCAUCAAAUACGCCGAUGGCCGACUUGCCUAAAUGUCGUGUAGCUCUGGAACAAAAGCCGUUUUCACAAUGCGGAAUAGAUUACUUUCGACCAAUGUUCGUCAAAAUUGGUCGGCGUAGAGAAAAGAGAUGGGGCGUUUUGUUUACGUGUUUGACAACGAGAGCAGUGCAUCUCGAAUUAACCCAGACACUGAGUGCAAGUUCCGCGAUUAUGGCCUUACAAAGACUAGCGGCUAGACGAGGGUUUCCGCGCGCAAUUUUCAGCGACAACGGAACCAAUUUCACAAAAGCAAGUAAGGAGCCACGUGACGCUAUAAUUAAUAUAGAUACAGACCGUCAACGACGAUUUGCCGAAACAAAGCGAUUUACGUGGAAAUUCAAUCCUCCCGACGCUCCACAUAUGGGGGGAGCGUGGGAAAGAUUAGUUCGAUCGGUAAAAACAGCGUUAGAACACGCGUUAAAUGGUGAAUCAGUUAGCGAGGAAGUAUUGUUAACUUUAUUAGCCGAAGUAGAACACAUGGUUAAUUCGAGACCGUUGACGCAUGUGUCGGUAGAUCCGUGCGACGAAGAGGCUUUGACGCCGAAUCAUUUUCUGAUAGGCAGUUCUUCCGGACAUCUGAAACUUACGCAAGAUGAAGGCCAAGUCCUCAACCCGCGACGUACAUUCGAGAUCGUGCAAAAUCGCGCGAAAGGAUUCUGGCGGCGAUGGCUACGAGAAUACCUACCCACACUGUUGCCUCGCAGAAAAUGGCACCGAUCGACACCCCCACUGAAAGUAGGAGACAUUGUACUGGUAGUAGACUAUCAAGCGCCGCGAAGCUCAUGGAAAACCGGAAAAAUUACUGAAGUGCAUAUAAAUGGAGAUGAUGGCAUCGUUAGAUCAGCGGUCAUUCGGAUCGGAAAAUCCUUUCUUACAAGACCGGUACACAUAUUAAUAAAAAUAUUUGGAACAGAAAGCGUAAAAAAGUGA